AUGUUGAGACAUAAAUAUAAGGCUUAGCAUAUCUGUGUCAAUUCAAUAAUAAUUUCUGUUGCCUCAAGAUAUUCCAAAGAUUAAUACAUUGCAGUUGCCAACAAACUUUUUAGGAAUAAGGGAUACUCUGUAUCUAAUGAUGUAUCGAUUAUAACUAUGUAUAUUAUCAGUUCAGCGAGCUCAACUAUGAUAAUGUCAUUGAGAAAGUACAAGAGCGAAGCAACCAAUUAAGUAUUGAUUUUGUUGUUAAUAGUAGAUAUUUUGUCUGCUUUAGAAAUAAAAAGUUUGUGGAUAUUCAUAAUUAAUGUAUCAAAAGAAUACAGGAAAGGACUAGAAAGCAAUUUAGGAAGACAGAAGGCUAAUUAUAAUAGCCACGAUGAGCACAUCGCUUACACAGGUUGA
Molecule: messenger RNA, 402 nt
Organism: Paramecium tetraurelia
Lineage: Eukaryota; Ciliophora; Oligohymenophorea; Peniculida; Parameciidae
Exons: 1
Source: RefSeq, a predicted model, not a curated record